Molecule: messenger RNA, 3228 nt
Organism: Scylla paramamosain (green mud crab)
Lineage: Eukaryota; Metazoa; Arthropoda; Malacostraca; Decapoda; Portunidae
Exons: 7
Coding region: 1954-3156 (400 amino acids)
Molecular function (GO): guanyl-nucleotide exchange factor activity
Source: RefSeq, a predicted model, not a curated record
AUAUGAGGUGAACAGGGACUACAAAAUGAAAGAAGACAAAACUAAUUUGCCUGUAUGUUGGGAAACACUUCAUACUUCUAAAUACUUUUUUAGGGAGUUGUAUGGCAUGGAAUGGCAAAAAUAUUGCUAAGUAAGAAUUAGAUGGGGGCCAAAUGGUAAGUACUCAGACGUAGGGAUCUCAGGAAUCCGAGUUCGAGCUCUACCGGAAGCUGAUCAUAUUUCAAGUUACCACUAAGCAGCCGAAGAACAGCCACAUGCUUCCAAUCAAUCCUAUCUUCAAUGGUGACUGCAGGUUGGAGGCAAUGUGUAUGUGUGUAUGUGCUGGAGGGUAGGAGAGAGAUCUAAUUUAGCUGUAACAUUUGAUAAAUAAUACAUGCAUACAAUCAGUGAGCAAUCCUUAUCUAUAUAAAAAUGAUAAUUAAAUACAAUAGGCCACUGCAAACGCAUAUCUUUUUAAGCAUUAUAAAAGCUUGACAGUACUGCGAUGAUGACGCGAGUGAACAGACUGUUGCUUGGUGAGAGUGAGAUUAAAUUUUGUUGUUGGAAUUAGGAAUAAAAACUCUCUAUUGUCGGAAAUGUCAGGCAAAUAGAAAUGCACAUAAAUUAAUUUAUUGAUUUUCUAUGGAUAAAAAAAAAUAAAUAAGAAACAGGGCCGUUAAUUACUAUACAUCUCUUUUGACUUGCGUGGGAAAACCAGCAUGGAGGGUGGCUGACUGAGAAUGAUGAGAUGUUGUGCCCAUUUACUAAACACCCUGGUCUCUGAGUAACCUAUCGCUGUGAUUCAGUCCCAGAGAGAGCGGGUGGAGGUCUGUUACUUUGAUGCGUAGUGUGAUCAAAACUCUAUAGGAUAGUAUACUGCCGGGUGGAACGAAUGCUGCGUACCUGAGGAUCAUAAAGGCCACUAAAAGAGACGGAACGACAGCUCCUCACUUGAUUUCAUGUAUAAUGUUCUUUCUUCAAAGAAUUAGAGAGGGAUGCUUUGCAGGUUUUUUUUUUUUUUAUUAUUAUCAGAAGCUAUAUUUUCACUCACACCGUGAGAGCAAGUUCACAGAGUAUCAGACAUCAAUAUAAACGUUCAGGGGCCUCACAAACUAAGCUGUCCAGUUUACAACAAAUGUAAGCAAACGGUACCCGGAUACGGUAUAUUAUUAAUCUCUACGCCUGGCAUCCAAGAACUCAUUCCAGUCACCUUAUCAGUUGUUUCCUUACACAGACCCGGCAGCAAUGUCUUCGUACCAUCCAUUUUCUCCUGUCUUCACCAUUUCGGUCAUGUUACAUCCCAACUCAAACAGAAUGAAGAACUUUCAAAAUGGUGUGCCAUCAGAAACCAUCAUUUUAAGGGUUAUGAACGUUCUCACUACUACUUGGCAUCGCUCCUCACUACUCACUACUCACUACUCAUUAUCACUGACGUGCCAGGCGACAGUCCACGAAUUACUGAAUAACCUAACUACGGUAGUGGUGCGCGAAAGCUCUACGCCAUUGCCAGCGAAACUGCCAGUCCCGCCGCUUCCAUGGCACACUCAGGCUCAGUCGCGGUGAUGCGGGCGUGGAGCGUGGUGGUGUUGUCAUAGCUUCUCGUACUCCUUGUCAGUGAACUUCAGCUGUGCGCUACGAUUGGAUUCAUAUGCGGGGCUGCACGACGGAUCUUGUGAAUUAUCUCUGUGUUUGAUGUAGAGGUUAUUUUGGCACUAUGAUAGUAAGUUGGAAUAUAUAACUGAUUCUCAGAGGAUGGAAGGAUAAACCAUAACUGGAGAGUGACCGUGGACAGUGUGAUGAGGGCACUGUUGUAAGAAAGCGUAGUGUUACUUUAGUGAAUUGUCACUAGUACUCAAGUUGAAACUUGUAUCGAUGGACCAGUGAGCAUGAAAACAGUGCGCGGCGUGCAGUGAGUGUUUCCCAGGGUUUGGCACCAUAGCAUGUCCUCCAGUGAGUGUAGCUAAAUACACCCACAUGGAAGGACCGGAAGACAUCUCCAAGGAACCUCCUCGCUGUGAGGAGGAGGUGGAAACCCACCCCGAGCCCACUUCUUUACAGGAGCUGCGGAGCAUCCGUGGGUUUCGCCGCAGAAUGCCUGAGUCCAUGCGGGAGGUGCCCGGCGAGGGCCUGUCCCGCCUGGCGCGGCUUGGGAAUGGUCUACGGCGUCGGCUGUCAGGAUCUACUCGUGAUGUCUUCGUAGCAACUCCCGAGGGUGUGUGCGAAGUUCGUGGCAGCGGCAGCGGGCUCCGACGCCAUCUAUCAGCUUCCAUGAAGGACCUGUUGCUGUCCAGCAUGGCGGUGCGCAGUGACGGGCAGGAGGGCGAAGGGCUGGGCAGGCGACUGUCCCGCCGCCUCUCCCUGCUCGCCGGCAGCGUCGCCAUCAGAGCUGACCACUCCAGGGGCUCCUUAAGGGCUCGCUUCCCUAAUCUUCGACGUACCCGGACGUUUACCGUCACUGUAAUUCUACCAGACUCUUCCGUGAUAACAGUGGUGGGUGACGGGACACACACGGUGGGCCAGGCGCUGCGAACCACGGCCCAGGACCACUGCAUGACCACUUUCUCCCUGGCGCUGGCUGACUCUCACGCUGAAGUCGACCUUGAAGCCCCCGCUCAUCUGCUGGACGGGGACAUCAUCCUCCUCCAGGACGCUUCGGACUCCCCCGAUCUGAGUAACGAGUCUGAUACUCGUCUGCGGGUGGCCAACGUCCUCGCAGCCACGGAGAGAACGCUGGGGCGGCGACUGAGGUGCGUGGAUGAAGUGUACGGCCAGCACCUGCGGCGGCUGUCCUCCGUCAGCCAUUAUGAACACCAGCUCCUCUUCGACAGCGUGCAACCCAUCAUCGCCCUCUCUGACCAGCUGGUGGAAUCGCUGGAUGCCGCCGUCACCUCGUGGGACCCGGAGAACACAUGCCUGGGUUCCUUGUUCGAGGAGGAGGUGUGGGAGCGCUACGAGGAGUAUCUGGACCUGUACGAGGAAGCCGUCAAGGUUCUGAGGGAGAAGGAGGCUGGCGAUGAGGAGUUCGUGGCGCUGUGUCGACUACGGCGGGGGGCGGCCAGGCAUUCCCUUGUUCAUCUGCUACAUUUACCGUAUUGCCAUGGUUUCGUUGCCACUUAUACCUACUUGCCGUGUAGUGUGGUCUUGCAAUCUGGGACUCCCCGUGGAGAAAACGCUUAACAUUAAAAUCAUUCUCCAAAGUGCUUAUAAGAAUCACCAUGAAAACAACGUGCUUUGCAAUUUCAAAGAAUA